AUGAACACUUUUUUUUUAAGUAGAUUUAGAGGGGGCACCUUUUUUUUACAAAAGUAUGAAAAAAUAUUAAACCCAGCUAAAGGGUAUCAUACAUAUAAUUAUAUUUUUCAAAAUAAUAAAAAUAUAAUAAACUAUAAAAAAAAUAAAAAUUUGUUUUUAUGUGAAAAAAGAAAUUUCUAUACUAGUAAUGAUGGAAAAAAAUAUACAAAAAAGUUUUGGAACCAUUUAGGUUUUGUAAUUAUACCUCAACAAACAGCAUAUAUAGUAGAAAGGUUAGGAAAAUAUAAUAAAACAUUAUUAGCAGGUAUUCAUUUUUUAAUACCUUUUAUAGAUAAAAUAGCUUAUGUUUUUUCAUUAAAAGAAGAAACUAUUACAAUUCCAAAUCAAACAGCUAUUACAAAAGAUAAUGUUACUUUAAAUAUUGAUGGAGUAUUAUAUAUAAAAUGUGACAAUCCAUAUAAUUCUUCUUAUGCUAUUGAAGAUGCUGUUUUUGCAGUAACUCAAUUAGCGCAAGUUACUAUGAGAUCGGAAUUAGGUAAAUUAACCCUUGAUGCAACAUUUUUAGAAAGAGAUAACUUAAACGAAAAACUUGUUAAGGCUAUAAAUGAAUCAGCAAAAAACUGGGGAAUAAAAUGUAUGAGAUAUGAAAUUCGUGAUAUUAUCUUACCUGUGAAUAUAAAAAAUGCUAUGGAAAAACAAGCUGAAGCAGAAAGAAGAAAAAGAGCUGAAAUUUUACAAAGUGAAGGAGAAAGAGAAAGUGAAAUUAAUAUAGCAAUUGGAAAAAAAAGGAAAUCGAUAUUAAUAGCAGAAGGACAAUCUUUUGCUAUCAAAGCUAAAGCUGAUGCUACAGCUGAAGCUAUAGAAAUUAUUUCAAAUAAAAUAAAAAAACUAGAUUCAAAUAAUGCUAUUUCUUUACUGGUUGCUGAACAAUAUAUUGAUGUUUUCUCAAAUAUAUGUAAAAAUAAUAACACUGUUAUUAUACCAGCAGAUCUAAAUAAUAUCAGUAGCCUUAUUUCACAAUCAUUGUCUAUUUAUAAUAAUAUUCAAAAUGCAAAAAAGGAAAAUAAUCAAAUUCAUACUUUGCCAAUUCAAAAACAAAUCCAUUCUGAUAUGAACAACUAA
Molecule: messenger RNA, 1122 nt
Organism: Plasmodium adleri (nom. inval.)
Lineage: Eukaryota; Apicomplexa; Aconoidasida; Haemosporida; Plasmodiidae
Product: stomatin-like protein
Exons: 1
Coding region: 1-1122 (373 amino acids)
Cellular component (GO): membrane
Source: RefSeq, a predicted model, not a curated record